Molecule: messenger RNA, 1101 nt
Organism: Trypanosoma conorhini
Lineage: Eukaryota; Euglenozoa; Kinetoplastea; Trypanosomatida; Trypanosomatidae
Product: putative RNA-binding protein
Exons: 1
Coding region: 1-1101 (366 amino acids)
Cellular component (GO): ribonucleoprotein complex; cytosol
Molecular function (GO): mRNA binding
Source: RefSeq, a predicted model, not a curated record
AUGCUCACACCUCAGGAGGUUGCCUGCCAGUUCGUCCCGGCGUUCUUUGAGCGCCUCGCAUCCAACCCCGCCGAGCUUGCCGAGAUGUACGGCCCGAACUCGUCCUUGACAAUCGUAGACUUCGUGUACGGCACAACCGAAGUCCGAAAUGGGGACGUCCCCCGGGCGGUAGAGCAGUGGUCCCAGAUUCUUCAGGGGUGCGAGAUGUGCGUGGAGAGCUACUCCGCCGUCCCCUUGUACGGUGGGGUGAGCGUGUACGUGACCGCGUUCGCUGAGUCCAAGUCGACCCGCCACUACUUCCAGUUUGUGAACAUCCUUGAGUCGUACAACACGGGGGCUUACGGCUCGGAGGCGUACUUUAUCCGUCACCAGAUUGUGAUGCGUCCCGGCUCCGCCGAGAAGGAGCAGCCGGAGCCCGAGGUCAAACCCCAGCCAGAGCCGAAGUUAGAAGUGUCUCCUGAGCCAGCGGAAGAGGCUGCGGCGCCGUCAACUCGACCAGCCGCAGAGGAGGAAGCGAAGAAGGAGGUUGCCGUGGAGGUUUCUGGAGAAGUCGCAGCAGAAGCAGCCGAGAAGAAGACAGAUACUGUUGAGCCGGCGGCCGCGGCUCCUGCGCAGCGUCAGCCGCCAGCAGCGUCGGCGAAGCCAAAGUCAUGGGCUAGUCUCGCCAGCGCUCAGCCGAAGGGAGAGCAUCGCCAGCCACUGAGGGUGGUUGUCCCGGAGAACGGCGGAAAUGCCGAUGCCGCUGAGGUCAAUGCUCCUGUAAAGCCGACCCAGACAGAGCAACGGCACGUAGCAUCAUCCUCCGCAGCGGCUGUAGGGGGCCAGAAGCCUUCUACAAAGGCCCCGCGUCCCCCCGCAGCGCCUAUUGGUGAUCGCCUGAUGUUCAACAUUGAUUAUGCGGUUUCAGAUGAAGAAAUUAAGGAGGCAUUGGGCCCGUUGGCGGCUCAUAUUGUCUCCCUCCGUAACAACUCCUCCAAUGGUCACGUCUUCCUUGACUUUUCGGAUAAAGAAAACGUCAUGGAUGCUCUCAAGGCCAACCCGCCGGCAAUCGGAACCCGUAAGACUCGUGUGAACAUUUACCGUCAGCGGACGAGGCAGUAA